Peronospora matthiolae is the source of this 291-nucleotide messenger RNA. The record is from the annotation of a GenBank genome assembly. Lineage: Eukaryota; Oomycota; Peronosporomycetes; Peronosporales; Peronosporaceae.
AUGGAAGAAAGUUCCAGCGUUCCUGAGAGUGAUAACUUCCGAGAGAGUGAUGUUGAGGGUGUGGAUCCCCAACCACCUGCGGAUGUGUUUUCCCCGGAAAUCACCGAGUCAGUUAAUGUCUUGGUGAAUGACGGAUCAAGUGUAGGCGCUUAUACACUUGAUCUGGUGACGAACCUGAAGUCAGCUUCGGAUGUAGUCAAGUUGUCAACGCACGAACCUAAAAGGUUCUUGCGAGAUCUGCGUAGUGACAAGAUCAAGCAGAUCUGCGCACUCGUCACAGAGGACGAGUAA